This is a messenger RNA of Clupea harengus (Atlantic herring), 3163 nucleotides long. It is a transcript of the gene il34, whose product is annotated as interleukin 34. The record is from RefSeq and is a predicted model, not a curated record. NCBI's taxonomy places the organism in Eukaryota, Metazoa, Chordata, Actinopteri, Clupeiformes, Clupeidae. Gene Ontology annotation, biological process: positive regulation of monocyte differentiation; positive regulation of macrophage differentiation; positive regulation of protein phosphorylation. Gene Ontology annotation, molecular function: macrophage colony-stimulating factor receptor binding.
UUAACUGCUAAUGGCAACUAUGGAUCGAUCUGAGUUGGACUUCGCAGCCUGUCAAUUGAUGGCAUUUGCAAUUGAUUGCAUGCUGUGCAGUGGACCUGGAAAAGAUCAGAGCGCCUUAGAAAAGAAAUAGAGAUGCUGGGUUGGAGGCAGAAUCAGGCAUCAGUAGCCCAGGUUAGGUUAGACUUUCGCAAAACUGCUGUCCUAGGAGGACGAAUCUUUCCCAAACCAAUUAGCUAUCAUGUUCAUCUCAGAAGUAUAUAAGCGUAUUCUUAUCAUUCUUGUUCACCUCAGAAACCACUGUAGGACGUAGGGUACCAGUAAUGGUUUGGUGGAGGCGUUGCGGCGGGACAGCCUGCCGCAGAGGGGAUGAGUGCAUUGGUAAGGCAAUUGACCUGAUGGUGGUGUGUAGGCUACAUCCAGUCCUGCGGUCACUGACUCUAACAUAAUUGCCUGAAGUUCAGGGAAUACGCCGGUAGUUACUUAGUUUUUUAGAAUCAGAGCACUGUGGCGAAAGGAUGCUGUGCUGGUAUUCUCUUUUCGCUCAAUUAUAGAAUUAUUGUACCAUGAUUCACUUGCCAAACUGUUUAAAUGCGCCUGCGACGCAAGAGAAUGGACUAUUCCGGAUGGAUGACACCGUUUGGAAUAGGUAUCAGGGAGUUGAUAACUGCAACUAUUAAAUAAUUAAUAAACAGCCGAAAGUGAAAGUAAGUCGUCAGUUGACCAGCGUAUAAAAUCACAUGGACAGCGCAACCUGCAUGCGUAUUGCUUCCACCUCCCCUAACUGGCUCUAGUUUAUCGGCUGGUGGGUUAAGUGCGUAUUUUUCAGCAUUAAGUGGUAUCGAUACAUUUGUUGAGAACAGAGGUGGAGACAAGUCGGGAAUUUCCAACUCGGGUCUGCAGUUGUGCUUCGUUGACAGGGGGGUUAGCAUGUAAUGCGACUAUCAAGCAUGCCUCUGUAAGCACGUCGCUGCUUCAACGUGCAGAUUUCGUUUGGUUUCAGCGGACGUCCCAAGGAUGUAUUUGUGAAUAUUUCAUUACAGGUUGGAAGCUGCAGGGAAGAGAGAGAGAGAGGGCCUGGCAAACUGCUGUGCUGAGAAGGAACAACCACUUCCCAGCAUCAUCCAGGAGAACCUGCUGAGAGAAGAGUAAACCACAUUGGAAGAAUGGCCGGAUCAGGAGCAUGGAUCCUAGGCUGGGUGUUUGGUCUGGUUUUGACACAGUCAGUUUCAACAAGCACCAGUCCCAUUUGCAAAGCCUUGACUGUGGUGAAUAACAGUCUGGGUGUAAAAGAAAGGAUACACUUCAUGAGGCACAACAUGCCCAUUAACUACACCAUACGGGUUCACUAUGAGGAGAUCUUCAAGCUGAAAAACGUCAGCAGGCUGAGGAGGAAUGUGGAGGGCCUAGAAGACGUGGACCUGCAGGUGACGUGGUUGAGGGUGAACCUGGGCAUUCUGAAGAAGAUCACAAGCGUUUUGCCCAAGAAGCACCCCUCCUACAACUUCACGUCUAACCUGGAGACGCUCUUCCUCAGCGUGGAGCAAAUAUUCCCAGAGGGGAGGGAUCCGCCAGAACGAAUACAACAAAUCUGGGAUGCUUUAGGGAGCUCCUUGGGAAAACGGUGGAAUGUGGCCACACCAAAAUCCCUGCUGGACAACUGCUACCAAACCAUGCACUGUAUCUUCAGCAGUUGCUUCCCAUCUUCUUCAAACUACUGUCAGCGAGCUCACUGGAGAAACGAGAAGAAGGCCCAGCAUCAAGGGGUUCCAAAGAACUAGAAGACAGCUGCUUUAUGAGCCCUGCACUUGCAAUAGUUUUGCGUCCCCUUGCCUUUUCUGCACAGUCAUGAUGUUGGGAAGCACCAGUGCUGGGAACAGUAUGAAAGAGAUCACUGCUGUGAUCACUGCCAUGGCAUUCUGGGUGUACUGUAUGAUAGCCUGCACAUGUCUUGCAGUUCCAACAGACAAUCAUUUCACAGAAGAGUUGAAAACCUGCAGUAGUGUUUCAUGUUUUGGUGACACGUACAUCUAAGAUCAUUUUAAAAGUCAUAGGCCACUGUUAAUAGACUUUUAACUUUGAAACAUGCUAAUGAAUAUGGAAAAAUAACUUAAGCAGAAUAUUAUUAUGUGGAUUUUAUACACGCAAUGACUUGCCAUUGAGACAUUAGAUUUAAGUUUACAAUUCAAUAGGAAAAAUAAAUAUGGAAAAUUACAUUGGUAUCAGUAGAAAUGUCAUUAAAUCAGUUCAAUUGUCAGAUUCAAAAUUUCAGUAAAAUUCAAAUAAUUAUGUAAUGCUGUGGAGACAGAAGACUAUGGGCUGUUAUUUCAGUCAUGUAUGUCACAAAAACUGGCAUGCUGGUAAUUAUGCCACAGUUGGUUGAGUAUGUCAUCAUUAAUGGUCAGUAUAUGCAUGCAAGACAUAAGAUACCAUGCCUCUUUGGAAUUCAGUGUUCUACAGCAGUCUGUUUGGUUUGGCGCGCAUUUGUCUGCAUUCACACUACAAAUGUGCUACAUGAAAACCCAUUUCAAGUGUCUUUCAAACACAUUUUAUUUGAAUUUUUCCCCAAAUUGAAAUGUUUGUCUUUGUUGUUAGAUGUACACCACUGAUACAAGACUUAACACAAAUGUUGCUGUAAUACAUUAAUUAAUCAAGAAAACAUGUUUGCUCACUCAGCUCGAAAGGCUUAUGAACUUUCCUGAUUAUUUAUAUUAACCGUGUUAAUGUUCUAUACAAGUGAGCCUUCUAAUUAAGUCUAAUCACACCAGUUUUACUAUUGUGAUGCCUCUGUAAGUGCCAUAAUCGUGCUGUUCAUCACUGCUCAGUCAUGUUAGUGUGUGAGGAUGUCUCAAAAGGUUUGUUUUUCCCCCUGUGUAAAUUACAUACAGAUGUUGCUGACUUGCUGGCAGAGUCAGGAAUUUCCCUCCAGUAGCCUAACUCAUGACUUAAGCUUCUAACUCUGGACUUUCUUCUUGAGCAGCUUAAACAAAACGAUGUUUUGCAUUUGAAAAUUAACAGCUAUUGUUCUUGUGUGUUGUUGAACUAAAGAGAGCUCAUGAUUUUAUGUUUUCUUUAAGAGUUGUCCAUACAGUUUUAGUUAUUUAUUUUUUUACGCUUUAAAGACUGUUCAAAAUGUUACAUGAAUUAAAAAUGAAUUGUCAUAUCA